This is a messenger RNA of Meloidogyne enterolobii, 459 nucleotides long. NCBI's taxonomy places the organism in Eukaryota, Metazoa, Nematoda, Chromadorea, Rhabditida, Meloidogynidae. The record is from the annotation of a GenBank genome assembly.
AUGAGCAACCUGGAUCGAAAAAUCAUUGAACACGAAGGAGUUAAAUAUUAUAAAAAGGGAGGUCAAUGGUACCAAAUAUUUCCAAUUGACAACGACAAAGUACCCGAUGAAAUUAAAACUACUGAAAGACUUGCAAAAAUAGACAUUCCGGAUAAAAUUCAACUCGAUGUGCUUAAAUGUCUGACCUUCAAUCAAUUAUUAUCUUUUCAAGAAACAAGUUUUUAUUUAAAAAAAUUUAUUGACAAAUAUGAAAAGGAAUUGGCAAGGAAGAAAUACGAAAGACUUGAAUUUGUAGGUUUUUUUAUAAAUUGAUUCCCUAAUAAUGCACGGCGCCGGGCCUGAUCCGGCCGGAUUUUUCAGAACCUCUGCCCCAGUUCAGACCUCCCCAUUUUUUCAGAGCCUCUGCACUUGCUCUCCCAAAUACCGCGUUUCUUUCCCAAUCUCAGGAUAUUUUCGGAC